CGAUUACCAGUCUCCUUCACGGUUGCUUGCUUGAGCCCCCGGGCCUGCUGGCCACUAGCUUUCACACCUUCUCUCUCUCUCUCUCUCUCUCUCUCUCUCUCUCUCUCUCUCUCUCUCUCUCUCUCUCCUGUUUUUUUGCUUAUUAGAUUACGAUCAUUUGCUUGUGGCCAUAGAGCAAACCUAACUGUAACUACCAAAUUAUAACUAUACGUAUGAUCACAAAUAUAAGCUUGGCCUUCGUCCAAUAGAAGAAUUAAGCACACACUUCUAGCUUUCUCUCUUGUCGCACUUUCAAGUUCCAAGCCAAAGGAUGGAGGCAGCACGGUUGCUUCUGUUGGUGGCCGUGGUGGUCGCGGCCAGUUGCACCACCGGCGCCCUGGCCGCGACGCCCCACCUCAAGGGCCUGCGCGUGCACCUGACGCACGUGGACGCGCACGGCAACUACUCGCGGAUGCAGCUGCUGCAGCGGGCGGCGCGCCGGAGCCAGCACCGUAUGUCCAGGCUCGUGGCGCGGGCCACCGGCGUGCCGAUCGCGUCGAGCAGCAAGGCCGUCGCGUCGGGCGGCGACCUGCAGGUGCCGGUCCACGCCGGCAACGGGGAGUUCCUGAUGGACCUGGCCAUCGGCACGCCGGCGCUGGCGUACUCGGCCAUCGUCGACACCGGCAGCGACCUGGUGUGGACGCAGUGCAAGCCGUGCCUCGACUGUUUCAAGCAGAGCACGCCGGUGUUCGACCCGUCCUCGUCCUCCACCUACGCCACCCUGCCGUGCUCCAGCUCCUUCUGCAGCGACCUGCCCACCUCCACGUGCUCGUCGGCGUCCAAGUGCGGCUACACCUACACCUACGGCGACGCCUCGUCGACGCAGGGCAUCCUGGCCACGGAGACCUUCACGCUGGCCAAGGCAAAGCUCCCCGGCGUCGCGUUCGGCUGCGGUGAUACGAACGAGGGCGACGGGUUCACGCAGGGCGCGGGCCUCGUCGGCCUCGGCCGCGGCCCCCUGUCUCUUGUCUCCCAGCUCGGCCUGGAGAAGUUCUCCUACUGCCUCACCUCCCUCGACGACACCAACAAGAGCCCGCUCCUCCUGGGCUCCGUCGCCAACAUCUCGGAGAGCGCGGCCACCGCACCGGUGCAGACCACCCCGCUGGUCAAGAACCCGAGCCAGCCGUCCUUCUACUACGUGACCCUCACGGGCAUCACCGUCGGGUCGACGGAAAUCACCCUCCCGAGCUCGGCGUUCACGAUCCAGGACGACGGCACGGGCGGCGUCAUCGUGGACUCCGGCACGUCGAUCACGUACCUGGAGGUGCAGGGCUACCGCGCGUUGAAGAAGGCCUUCGCGGCGCAGAUGUCGCUGCCGACGGCCGACGGGUCGGGCAUCGGGCUGGACCUGUGCUUCCAGGCGCCGGCGAAGGGCGUGGACCAGGUGUCGGUGCCGAAGCUGGUGUUCCACUUUGACGGCGGCGCGGACCUGGACCUGCCGGCGGAGAACUACAUGGUGCUGGACUCCGGCUCCGGCGCGCUGUGCCUGACGGUGAUGGGCUCGCGGGGGCUCUCCAUCAUCGGCAACUUCCAGCAGCAGAACUUCCAGUUCGUGUACGACGUUGCUGGGGACAAGCUCUCCUUCGCACCCGUGCAGUGCGCCAAGUUGUGACUUGCGUAAGCGUGUACCUGUUGUACUGUUCGUCAUUCUUAGCCGUACGUGUAUGUAUCUGAUCGUGUUGGUGGCAUCGUAUUCAGGGUGCCCUGAUUUAUAUUUGCUGGAACUGUCGUGGCAUCGAGUGCUCUUGCUUCA
Molecule: messenger RNA, 1792 nt
Organism: Phragmites australis (common reed)
Lineage: Eukaryota; Viridiplantae; Streptophyta; Magnoliopsida; Poales; Poaceae
Product: aspartic proteinase nepenthesin-1-like
Exons: 1
Coding region: 311-1651 (446 amino acids)
Biological process (GO): proteolysis
Cellular component (GO): extracellular region
Molecular function (GO): aspartic-type endopeptidase activity
Source: RefSeq, a predicted model, not a curated record